This is a messenger RNA of Aspergillus fijiensis CBS 313.89, 954 nucleotides long. RefSeq lists its product as uncharacterized. NCBI's taxonomy places the organism in Eukaryota, Fungi, Ascomycota, Eurotiomycetes, Eurotiales, Aspergillaceae. The coding region runs from base 182 to 667 and encodes 161 amino acids. The transcript has a single exon. The record is from RefSeq and is a predicted model, not a curated record.
AAAGGGCAGAGAGAGUGAGAGAGCGCACGCGCCAAAAGAAAGAAAGAAAGAGGGAGAGAGAGAAACCGGUUCAGUCUCCGAAGCCUGCUGGGAAAGAUGAGGGAUUGGUGAUGCAUUCGAGACAUGCGAGACAUCGCGGCCGGGAAAUUGGCCCGACGCACAGAACAUUCCCCCUACCAGGAUGGUUGGUCGGGAAAAAAAGAGUCAGAGGACAAGAGGAGACUGGACUCGACCUUCGAGCCCUCGAGACAGCCUGAGCACGAAACCACCCCACUCUGAAAAACCGCCCACUUUCCUUCUUCCCCCCUUACGUCAUGAUCCGAAGCUGCAGGUAGACCUGAGGGUAAAUCGGUACGUAGGUCUGAUUGGAUUGAUAACUCGAGGAGAUGGGUGCCAGACCGGAGCGCUGGUGCCGGAUUUCAUCUACCAACGGACACUCUCUCAACUGCGACCCAAGCACAGUCACUCGACGGCAGGCGUUAGGUACCAUGGCCGCGUUGUUGUCUCAUGUCCCUUGGUCCCUGAAGGAGCCCAUUGUCGAUGCACAUCGAGAAUGGUCGGGCAUGCUGUGCAGGGUCUCGUGUCCCGUGUAGGAACCCGACGAUCGAUCCCUGUUGUUUUCCAUGGAUUUAGCCUCAUUAACCCGACUUGCAGGAGUGACCAGUGAAUCUCAGAACCCCACUGGAAAGGGAGGUAGGUGUUCGUCGGCUUCUGACUAUGAGUAGGUAUGUACACAAAACGGGAAUGACGAUGGAAGACGGAAGUGCAUCAUUACUAUUAUUAUUGACUGGGGGCUUGGGCCUGGGAAGGGGAGCCCUUACCCGAUCUGGAACGGGUGAGUGGGUUAGUACUGUAGGUACCUAGCCUGGAGAGUAGGUACCUUAUAGUGCAGUGCCAGCCAGUGAAUGCAGUGCAGUCACCGUCUGCCCCAGUGACAUGUGAACCUGGAAAACC